AUGUAAAAAAGAGACAAAUCUCCAAUCAUACAUGUUAAUCUAAUGAAGGAAAAUAUUCAUACUAAACCACAUUCUCUUAAUAAAAAUAACAUUUCUAGUAAGGCUAGUCUAAAUUUGGUCAAAGUAUUAGCAACUAGAAGAUCUGAUAUGAAUUCACUUUGGGAACCUCCAGAAGAUUCAAAAUAACAUACAAAUAGAUUUGAUAAUUAUUUCUAAAGACAUUCAACUCGUAGAUCUAAUGUAUAAACCUCUAGAGAAAGAGAGAGAGAUUUUUCAGAUUCACCACAACAAUCUCCAUAACAUCAUUAAUGUAUUAGACAUAUCAAUAAAACAUAAUAAAGAAAGAGAAUUGCAUAAUUCAUUUGUUGUUUAACUAAAUGUGAUACUCAUUUAUUAUGUAGAGAAUGUAAAUAUAAAAUAUUCUAAUGUAAACAUGAUUAAAUUGUUAAAUUGACUGAAUUCAUUGAAUAACCUAUUUUAAUAUUUUUAAAAAAAGAUAAUUCAUAAAGUGAACUUAUUGGAAAUCUUAUAUUAUAAUAAAUGUAAUUAUUUAAUGUAAUUUAAUUUUCAUUAUUUAGAAAGUUAAAUAUCAAGCUGAAUAAUCAAAAUAAUAAUUAUAAGAAUACUUAGAGAAUAUAUAAGAUUAACUUAAAAUGAAAUGUUAAGUUAUAUAAAAAGAAUUUAAUGAAAAAGUUGAUGUAAUUAAAUAAUAUUAUUAUUAUUAUAGUAUUAAUUAAAAUUAAUAAGAAAUGAUAUAGAUUAAUUAGUUUAAACAAGUUUAGUUUAUAAAGAUGAUUUUGAUAAUAGAUUAAAUCAAAAUGAUGAUUUUAUAGAAUCAGUAAAACUAUUUAAAUAAUAAAGUGAAGAUCCUUAUGAAUAAGUAAUGAAUUAAGUAAAUUAAUUAUAACAAAAUCUUAAUAAGAUUCCUUAAUUGAAUACAAUUGUUCUAGAAUUAAAAACAGAUAUUACAAUCAAAGAUUUUAGUUAUAAUAAAUUGAUAAUUUGA
Molecule: messenger RNA, 1006 nt
Organism: Paramecium primaurelia
Lineage: Eukaryota; Ciliophora; Oligohymenophorea; Peniculida; Parameciidae
Source: the annotation of a GenBank genome assembly